Messenger RNA from Malassezia japonica, 519 nucleotides. RefSeq lists its product as uncharacterized. Gene Ontology annotation, cellular component: mitochondrion. The transcript is spliced from 3 exons. Bases 1 to 519 code for a protein of 172 amino acids. Lineage: Eukaryota; Fungi; Basidiomycota; Malasseziomycetes; Malasseziales; Malasseziaceae. The record is from RefSeq and is a predicted model, not a curated record.
AUGCUGACUCGGAUCGCUCAGCGCGGCGUGCGCAUGCCGCUGCGUGCUCUGUCGACGUCAUCGAAGGCGUCAAUCCAGGGCGAGACGCCGUCUACCACGAACGAGCUGCCGAAGGGCACCGUCGUGCCCGGCGAAAAGGUCGACCCGCAGCUCGGCGACUACCCGGACAUGCCCCUGUUCAACCAGCAGUUCCGCCCGUAUAGCAAGAAGUGGUGGGACACGCAGGACCGCCGCAACUACGGCGAGACGCAAGACGAUGUGCUCUCGAUGUGGUCCCCGGACGCCUACAAGACCCCUGGACCGCUCGCGCUCCGUCACUUUUUGAUCGCGGUCGGCGCUAUUGGCGCCUUCUCGACGCUUGUGUACGCUACGACGCCGGAGCCAGUGAUGCUGCGCAAGACGUUCCCGCGCGACGGCCUCGCGGCUGAGCUCGGCGGUGAACUCGCUCGCCAGGCUCGUGUCGACGCGGACCUCGAGGAGCCGGCUGCGGACGAGGAAGAGGACGAGGACGACGAGUAG